Nothobranchius furzeri (turquoise killifish) is the source of this 1878-nucleotide messenger RNA. It is a transcript of the gene chic1, whose product is annotated as cysteine-rich hydrophobic domain 1. The record is from RefSeq and is a predicted model, not a curated record. NCBI's taxonomy places the organism in Eukaryota, Metazoa, Chordata, Actinopteri, Cyprinodontiformes, Nothobranchiidae.
UUGCGCAGCCGCGCAGGAUACGUCAUGAGCAUCUUACUCCCCAACAUGUCGGACUUUGAUACCAUUUAUGAGUUAGAAGACGAAGAGGAUGAACACAUAGUGAGUGAGGGGAACUUGCCCAGAUACUGCCCGGAGCCUGUGGUCAUGCGAGGUGCCGGACACAUCACUGUGUUUGGACUCAGCAACAGAUUUGACACAGAGUUUCCCUCGGUUCUCACAGGAAAGGUAGCACCAGAGGAAUUCAAAACCAGCAUCAGCAGGGUGAAUGCCUGUUUGAAGAAGAACCUGCCGGUGAACGUGAAGUGGCUUCUGUGCGGCUGCCUGUGCUGUUGCUGUACAGUGGGCUGCAGCCUGUGGCCUGUAAUCUGCCUCAAUAAGAGAACAAGACGGUCCAUUCAGAAGUUGUUGGAGUGGGAAAAUAACCGGUUGUACCACAAGCUGGGGCUGCACUGGAAACUCACUAAAAGAAAAUGUGAGAGCAACAAUAUGAUGGAAUAUGUGAUUCUUAUAGAAUUCUUACCCAAAUAUCCGAUAUUCCGACCGGACUGAGGACUGUUGUAGGACCGGAUGCGGGGCCCUCGAAUCUCCUCCGUAGUGCCUUGUAUAUACAGUCUGAUGGGAUAAGGGUCUGCAGGGGCGUCCCUCCGGAUGAGCCCGUACAUCUCCCAGUACCUUGUACAUUAAGAGUUAGCAACACUGUCACUUUGCUUUAGAGCAGAAUUUGCACAUUUGAUCCCCAACAGAACCAGACAUGCUCUCCACCUCCUCGUUGUUGCACUCUAAUGUGUUUUUAUUAAAUGUGUUGAAAACAAACAAAACUCUAAAAAAGUGCAUUUACCCCUCCAAACUCACUCACACCUGUUCUGUCAGUAAUUCCUUCAGAGGAAUGUGAUGCCUCCACCCUCCAUAAGUACCCUUGCCUUAUGUAUUUAGAACAAAAAUAAAUAUAUGAAUAUAUCUCUACGUGUACCGGGGGAGGAGGGGUGUGAGCGAUCUAACAGAUCUGUUGAUGUAGAGGUUGCUUGUUGGGUUUCUGCACUUUGAAUCCAGCUCUUUACAAGUAGAUUGGAUGGUUGAAGCUGCCACCACCACCCUGGCUUCGGUCUUUUACAUUACCCUUUGUACAACUCACUCAUACCAGAACUUGACCUGUAAAUACCAUGUUAGGAUAAGCUGUACAUUGGUGUAUUUUUGUUUACAUAUAAAGUUACAUAUAGCUAUUUAGUUGUUUUUUUGCCAAUAUACUGCUGUACCAUAGUUUUGAUUAACGAAAGAUGUCUAUAUGUACCUUCCUAGUUUCUAAGGACCUGUUUACCUUGUAAGCCAUAUAGUGACAGUGUAUCUGAUGCCAGAGUUAGGACUGAUUAUUGCACUUGAGCCCGGAGGAGUCAGUUUUCAUGCUGCAGUGCAUCCCAGCAGCAGUUUAAGUUGUGGUUUUUGCCAACAAGUCCUUUGUUAAACGUUGAUGUUUGAAUUUGUAUUCUAAUUUGAACUCUACACUGUUAUUUUUCUUUAUUAUCCAACUUUGCAUUGUUUUUGUAGUUUUCUACUCCCUUUGUGCCGUGUCAGGGCUCUUUUGAGGCUAAGAAGCACCUCCUUUUACUAUACUUGAUGUGUUGCCGAGACAACUCCCCUGUUCCAGUCAUCCUCUCAAUUGGUUGUGUCAUUUUUCUGGAGUCUAUAGUCAAGGGAAUUCCUGCAUUUCACUGUAAUAGAGUGCCUCUGGAGUAGUAAAGAACCACAGGUUGAAUUGUUCUCUGCGAAGCAGACUUUAAAUCCUCCUCCCAUUAUUGUUACAGUUCAUGUAAAUGUUUAUUAUAAGGACCUAUUUCCUUUGGAGAGAGAGAAAAUAAAGGGUUCAUUUUGAUUUAUCUUUUA